This is a messenger RNA of Thermothelomyces thermophilus ATCC 42464, 1596 nucleotides long. RefSeq lists its product as uncharacterized. Gene Ontology annotation, cellular component: mitochondrion. The transcript has a single exon. The record is from RefSeq and is a predicted model, not a curated record. Lineage: Eukaryota; Fungi; Ascomycota; Sordariomycetes; Sordariales; Chaetomiaceae. Gene Ontology annotation, biological process: protein lipoylation. The coding region runs from base 221 to 1387 and encodes 388 amino acids.
GUACAGUGGGGUUACACUACUCUACUCUACUCUGCUUCUACUCUACUCCGUACUCCGUGCAGCUUGUGUGUGUGUACCCACAUACGUACACCCACUAAACCAAACUCGCCACAACGUCGCGGUGGCCCACGGCGGCCUACGGCAUCUGUUCCCGAAUCCUAGCCCCCGACCGGACGGCAACUCGGGGCAGCCCGGGACGGUCGGCGACCCCCGGCCCACGAUGGCCCCGCUCCGCCUCCGGCACCUGCACCUCCCGAGCAUCCACCCGGACUACGUCCCAUACAGCUUGGCCAGCCGCGUGCAAGAGCACCUCCGGCGCCAGCACCUCGAUUUCAAGGACGGCUCGUCGACCGGGCAGCCACCGCCCACCCUCAUCUCCUUCACCCCUUCGCCCAUCUUCACCCUCGGCCGCCGCCAGACCGCCCCCCUGACCCCUUCCGAGGCCGCCCGCCUCACCGCGCCGCUGCACAUCCCAUCCCCGUUCCCAUCGCCAGACGACGGCGGCGCCUCCUUCCGCCCGCGUCUCGUCCACUCGCCCCGCGGCGGCCUGACGACGUACCACGGGCCGGGCCAGAUCGUGCUCUGGCCCGUGCUGGACCUGCGGUCGCCGCGCCACCGCAACUACACGGUCAGGUGCUACGCCCGCCUGCUCGAGUCCACCACCAUCGCCACCCUGCGCGCCCUCUUCGGCAUCCGCGCCUUCACCACCGACGACCCGGGCGUCUGGGUGGUGCUGCCGUCAUCACCAGCAGGACAACCACCAGGAGCACCAGACCAGGAUGGCCCUGCCGCCGCCGCCGCCACCUGCUCCGCCGCCGCCUCGGCCACGGACACGGGCGCGCUGGCCAAGAUCGCGGCCCUCGGCGUCCACCUGCGCAGGCACGUCACCGCCCUCGGCACGGCCAUCAACGUCGCCAUGCCCGAGCAGCGCCCCGGGCCCGUCGUCCCGGACAACAACAACAACAAGAAGAAGGACGAGGAGGCGGCCAACCCGUGGGCGCGCUUUGUCGCCUGCGGGCUCCAGGGCCGCGGAGUGACCUCCAUCGCGGGGCAGCAGCAACAGCAACAACAGUCGCCAGCUCCGGCCGCGAGCAGCGGCGGGACGGAGAGGAUGGUGGCGGAUGCCUGGGCGGAGGAGCUGGCCGAGAGGCUUGGGCUCGGGCUUGGGUCUGGGUCUGGGUCUGGCGACGAGGGCGGCCUGGUGGAGGUGGUCGGGGAGGAGGAGGUGCUGCGGCUGAUGGAGGAGCUGGUGUCGUCGUCGUCGUCGUUGUCGGGGGAACGGGGCGGUGAGUCGGCGGAGGAAGGGGAGGAGGAGGAGGAGGAGGAGGUAUUGGAAGAGGAGAGGGCGUAUCUGCGGCGGAUGAGGCACGCGCUCGGCGGGAGGUGAAACCCGCCGUACACUAACAGAUGGAGCGCCACCCAUGGAUGAUGGGACUGCGGCGACGUCAAGUGUCUUAAGAUCCCUUUGUGAAAGGACAACAACCGCUGCUGUAAUAUCUUGUAUUAUUAUUAUAUAAUUAUAACCUAGGAAGAGCGUACGGUGCAUCGAGUAUCUUUCAAAAUACCUGCAUUGGUAAGGGACUUAGAUGUGUAUGU